AUGUCAGCGGAACAAGCGCUACAAAUCGUUCGGGGCAUCUCCUCCGCUGUCACUGGCGUGGAACGAAGCGAUGCCAAUGACCAGGAGAUGCGAGCAGCAGCAGGUCGGGUUUGCACCUCCUUGAUGUUCUUCAUUGAGCAUCCGGACAGCAGGGUCCAGGUGCAUUGUGUUGGUAUGGUGAGGAAGUGCUAUGAAAGAUACCGUGAUGCCAUCAGCGAGGAAGAUAUGCCGAAAGUGAGGCAGGCAUAUGCCAAUUGCGUUAAGAUGGCAGCGGAGGACACUCUGAUCGAGGACAAAAAGACUGCCUUGAACAUGCUCGGGUGGAUCGUCAGUCGUGCAGAUGGCGCAGAAUUCGCCAGGAGCUAUCACGACGAUGAGUUGGAUGUGACAAGCAAAGCCAAGGAUCAAGGAGGCCAAGUGGCUCUAAAGGAACCCCUUCAGCAAGAUAACGAGGAGCUCCGCGCAUCAUUGUUAGAGCAGGUCAUCAAGAUGCCGCAGGUUGUCAGCGUAACAUUCGAGGCAGAGUUUGUUAUCGUGGCAACCAGAACUGCAGCAGAUGCUAGGAACGCAAAUUUCCUGGCGGAUCUGCUCAAUGUGAUGAUGGAGCAGGGAGCACAUGGGGUGAGCCUGGUGAACUCGCGGACUUGCGGCACAAGCGCCUUGACCGGAGGCAGUUGCGCGACAAGUUCGACUGCCAUGCCGGCGGAGGGGGGCAGACAAGAGGAGUCGAAUAAGGCUGGGCAGGACCAGGACCAGGAAGCCACGGUACCAGCAUAUCUCGAUGAUGAGCUGGAUCAAGGUGCUGCCGAACGACUUGGUGCUGAGCAUUUGCAACAAGGCGAUUCCUCUCUUCCUCAGUGGACUUUCUUCUCGCAGCAGAGUUGGUUAGACCAGAGAAAGCUUCAGGAAUACGAAGACGAUCCAAGCAUUGCUGCCAGGCUGGCCAAGAAAAAGCAGCAGCAACAGCAAAAGCACGAGGAGGAGACGAGCCGGAUUAGUCGUUUCACAUCAUGGCUCGUCGGCUGGCAGAAGGACAAGGCUUGA
Molecule: messenger RNA, 1044 nt
Organism: Symbiodinium pilosum
Lineage: Eukaryota; Dinophyceae; Suessiales; Symbiodiniaceae
Source: the annotation of a GenBank genome assembly